Molecule: messenger RNA, 904 nt
Organism: Ricinus communis (castor bean)
Lineage: Eukaryota; Viridiplantae; Streptophyta; Magnoliopsida; Malpighiales; Euphorbiaceae
Product: translationally-controlled tumor protein homolog
Exons: 5
Coding region: 162-668 (168 amino acids)
Cellular component (GO): cytoplasm
Molecular function (GO): calcium ion binding
Source: RefSeq, a predicted model, not a curated record
UCUAUAAAUACUCGGUGCCUCUAGCACCUCGACAUUACCUCACGCUCUCUCAAUUUCAGUUUCGUAAAUUCAAUUGCGGUUCUUGUUUCGUUGAUUUAAAAGAAACAGAGAGUUAAUUUUGGGAUUCUUUUUUCUUUUUCCUCUCUGUAUAAGCUGUAAUCAUGCUCGUUUAUCAGGAUCUUCUCACAGGCGAUGAGCUUCUAUCUGACUCAUUCCCUUACAAGGAAAUCCAGAAUGGCAUGUUGUGGGAAGUUGAGGGAAAGUGGGUUGUUCAAGGUGCAAUUGAUGUAGACAUUGGUGCCAACCCUUCUGCAGAAGGAGGAGGAGAAGACGAAGGUGUUGAUGAUCAGGCUGUCAAGGUUGUUGAUAUUGUUGACACAUUCAGGCUUCAGGAGCAACCUUCUUUUGACAAGAAGCAGUUUGUCACUUACAUGAAGAGGUACAUCAAGUUGCUGACAGCUAAACUGGAGCCAGAAAAGCAGGAAUUGUUCAAGAAGAACAUUGAAGCAGCUACCAAGUUCUUGCUUUCGAAACUCAGCGACCUCCAAUUCUUUGUGGGUGAGAGCAUGCAUGAUGAUGGCAGCUUGGUAUUUGCAUACUACAAGGAAGGUGCUACUGAUCCAACCUUUCUGUAUUUUGCCUAUGGGCUGAAGGAAGUCAAGUGUUAAAGGGGUCUCAGCAUUGUGGCGGCCUGCUCCUCGCAUGCAGCGGAUACUCUUAAUAUCUGUACCAUCAGCAGAGUUUUAGCAUAAGUUAUUUAGAUAUAUGGUAUUUCUUUUUGGUUAAGGAGUUAAUAGUAAUAGUUAGUGUGUUUUCUUUAAGGAAAGUUUUGGAUGAUUCUUAUAUUAGUGAGCUUAAUAUGCUCUGAGUCGAUCUAGAAAUAAAGUUAUUGUCUUUGCAUAUA